Protopolystoma xenopodis is the source of this 438-nucleotide messenger RNA. The record is from the annotation of a GenBank genome assembly. NCBI's taxonomy places the organism in Eukaryota, Metazoa, Platyhelminthes, Monogenea, Polystomatidea, Polystomatidae.
AUGGCUUGUGAAUUCAUCCGGAGCAGUAGUGUCUAUUCUACUCUGAGCCAGUUCAACGUGAUGCUGAUAUUUUUGAUUGGAGGUCUGCUUUUAGCUGCUGGUCCAGGCGAAAUUGCUGCUCAACAUAGUUUCCAGUCAGCCCAGCGGCGAACCGUCUAUCCACCCGCAGAUGUGGACCUCAGCCUACUACAUCUUACACACAGCCCAGGUGAUGGUCGGAUGGGUCAUGGCUACGAUCGUCAUUCAUUUCGUUACAGUUCACCUGGCCACCUUGCGCACGACUCUGUGCCGAAACCAAGACGAAUAGGCAUCUCAAGAUCAACUCAUGAGAACACACCUGACGGAUUGAGAGAUAAUAUAUACAACCCAGGUCUUUGGGCCCGAAUUGCAGCGCCCAGCCGAGACUUCAUUCCAGAGCAGCCUCCUGUUGAGAUAUAA